UAUUCUGGACCCUGAAGUCCAGUCUUCACCCCUCGUCCUGACUACCUCUUUCUUUGCUGGCUUCAUCAUUGCUGUAUUUUUCUGCUAUUCAUCUGCUUGAGAGCUAUUCCAUUUGCUGCUGUUCAUUUGCGCCCUGACUAUUCUGUUUAUUUACGUUCAGAAACGUGUAGUAAAAAACAAAAUUAGAAGACAUCCACGAUGUCUUUACCUUUCUACCAAAGACACCAUGAGCACUAUGACCGUGCAUACCGCCAUAAAGCACUGCAAUCCACUGUAAGCCAGUACCAAAAGGAAGCAAAGAGCAGAUCUGCUGUCUAUGCGCAAGGAUCUACAGCUUAUGCUAGGAGGUCUGCAGCCUAUCGCCAUGCAUCUGCAGCAGACUUCAGCCUUGAAUCUUCAGCAGCAUACAGUCAUGGCUCCUCAGCAUAUGACCUGGAUUCAACAGCCUACAGCUAUGGAUCUACAGCCUAUGAUCACUCUGCUGCACAGAGUAAAAGAUCUGCUGCCUACAGCCUUGAUUCUGAAUCCCUCAGCAAGAGGUCAGCUGCCUACAGCCAUGGAUCUGAAUCCAUCAACAAGCUGGCUGCAGCCUACAGGCUGGGAUCUGAAACCUACAGUCUUGGACUGAAAGAUGCCAAUUUAAUGAUUGAAGAUCAAUCCUAUAAAAUGAGUCCCAAAGCAAAGAGAGCAAAACAGAAUUUGAUAUCCGAGGACAAAGAGAAUGAAGCCAUGGACUACUCAGUGCCCAUUUUCACAGGACGAGAAACGAGUAUCAGUGGGAUCACAGACACAGAAGAAGAAAGAAUUAAAGAAAGUGCUGCAUACGUUGCCAAGAGGAACCUUUUUGCCACAGGUGAAGGAGUUAGUGUCAGCAAAGUGGCCAAGUCAACUUCUGAAGAGGCACACCAUGAAAAAAAAUCAAGGAAAGUAGCAAUCCGGGAGUCUGCUGAGCGUGUGGCCCUGAAGAAAACGCUAGAGGAGACUCAGGCAUUCCACAAGAAGUUGAAUCAAGACAAACUUUUACAUCCUCCUGAGUUUGUUAUUGAGCCUCGUUCUCACACUGUAUGGGAAAAGCAAAAUGUCAAAUUUCAUUGCUCAGUGGCUGGCUGGCCAGCACCCCGUGUUACGUGGUACAAAAACAAUGUGCCCAUCGAUGUACAGGCUCACCCUGACAAAUACAUCAUUGAAAGUCGAUAUGGGUUGCACUCACUGGAGAUUAGCGAAUGUGAUUUUGACGACAUUGCUCAGUAUCGGGCUUCUGCUAUGAAUGUUAAAGGAGAAAUUUCAGCUUAUGCUUCCCUUGUGGUAAAGAGGUACAAAGGAGAAAUCGAUGCAAGUCUUCUGUAUGCUGGAACUGUUUGCAUGCCUCUGGGCUUUGGAGUUACCCCUCAUGGCUAUGCUUCCAGGUUUGAAAUCAAAUUUGUCGACGCGUUUGAUGUAGCUUUUGGGAGAGAAGGCGAGACAAUGAGUCUGGGCUGCACAGUUGUCAUCAGUCCUGAUAUCAAGCGCUUCAAACCGGAUAUUGAAUGGUACAGAAAUGGUGUUCUUAUUACACCAUCCAAAUGGGUCCAGAUGCAGUGGAGCGGGGAGCGAGCUGCAUUAACAUUGACUCAUGCGAAUAAGGAAGAUGAAGGUCUUUACACUCUACGAGUGGUGAUGGGUGACUACUAUGAAGAGUACAGUAGUUAUGUCUUUGUUCGAGAUGCUGAUGCUGAAAUCCCUGGAGCCCCUGGCGCACCACUAGAUGUGCGGUGCUUAGAUGCCAACAAAGAUUAUGUCAUUGUCUCCUGGAAGCAGCCCGCUGUUGACGGAGGAAACCCCAUCCUUGGGUAUUUCAUUGACAGGUGUGAAGUUGGCACCACCCACUGGACCCAGUGCAAUGAAACUCCUGUGAAGUUUGCUCGCUUUCCUGUCACUGGUCUGAUUGAAGGCCGUUCCUAUAUUUUCCGAGUCAGAGCUGUGAACAAAGCUGGCAUUAGCCUACCAUCGCGGGUGUCAGAGCCUGUGGCUGCUCUGGAUCCUUCUGACAGAGCCAGACUUAGAAGCCAUCCUUCCGCUCCCUGGACUGGACAGAUUAUUGUCACUGAGGAAGAACCUGCAGAGGGUGUUGUUCCUGGUCCGCCUACAGACCUCCAAGUUAUUGAAGCCACCAAGAACUAUGUUGUGCUUAGCUGGAAACCUCCUGGGCAGCGGGGCCAUGAGGGCAUCAUGUACUUUGUGGAAAAGUGUGUUGCCGGCACAGAGGAUUGGCAAAGGGUGAACACUGAGAUCCCUGUGAAGUCUCCUCGCUUCGCAGUUUUUGAUUUGGCUGAAGGAAAAUCCUACUGUUUCCGAGUUCGCUGUUGCAAUUCAGCUGGAAUCGGUGAACCUUCAGAGGCAACUGAAGCCACUGUGGUGGACGACAAGCUUGAUAUUCCCAAAGCUCCUGGGCGUAUUAUGCCAACUAGGAAUACAGAUACCUCAGUAGUUGUCACUUGGACAGAACCCCCAGAUGCCAAGGAGCUGGUUGGGUACUACAUUGAGUCAAGUGUGGUUGGAUCUGGUUGUUGGGAACCAUGUAACAACAAUCCAGUGAAAGACACGAGAUUUAUUUGCCAUGGGCUUAUCAAUGGUGAGAAGUACAUUUUCAGAGUCAGAGCUGUUAAUGCAGCGGGACUCAGUGAAUUUUCACAGGAUUCGGAGCCUAUAGAAGUGCAAGCAGCCAUUGGGGGAGGAUUGCUUCAUGGUGUGUGUCCUGAACUGAGUGGUAAAGCUGGUGGACUAACAGACUGCACUACCAGCUGGGAAGGCAUGCAUGAGUCCUCCCAGCCUAUCUUUGACACAGAUGCUUUGCUAAAAUGCAGUGCUAUAUUUAAUAAAGACACACUGCCCAGUUGUUCCGAGAAACUGGGGAGUACAAGAGACAAUAACAUGAGAGAAAUGGUUAAGGAUGCUGUCACAUCUACACCACAAACAGUUGCUGCUAAGCAGGCAAGUAAGUCUCAACCCAGGGAUCUUUUGACACUGCAAAAAGUGACAAAGAAGAAAGAUACAGCUGCUCCAUCUCCACCUUAUGACAUCAUGGUGCUGGAGAGUGUUCGUGACUCUAUGGUAUUAGGAUGGAAACAACCUAAAGUUACUGGUGGAACAGAAGUUACCGGCUACUAUGUGAACUAUCGUGAAGUGAUUGAUGGAGUUCCUGGGAAAUGGAUGGAAGCCAACAUUAAGGCUGUUACUGAGAGGGCAUACAGGAUUCAGGACCUGAAGGAAAACAUGGUGUACCAGUUCCAGGUGGCUGCUGCUAACCUGGCUGGGGUUGGGACACCCUCUUUACCCAGCCAACCCUUCAAAUGUGAAGAAUGGACCAUUGCUGUACCUGGGCCACCUCAUGAUGUCACAUGCACAGAAGUUAGAAAGGACUCUUUGGUUUUACUGUGGAAGGAACCAGUUUAUACUGGUCGUAGUCCCAUAUCUGGUUAUUAUGUUGAUAUGAAAGAAACUGAAGCAAAGGAAGAACGUUGGAGAAGUGUCAAUGAGAAGCCACUUCAAAAGAAAUUCUUGAAGAUAGGUGACCUAAAAGAAGGUGUGAGCUAUGUGUUUCGUGUGCGAGCAGCAAACCAGGCUGGUGUUGGGAAACCAUCAGAUGUCACAGAUCCUGUCAUAGCUGAAACACGACCAGGAACCAAGGAAGUGGUGGUUGAUGUAGAUGACAACGGAGUCAUUUCAUUGAACUUUGAAUGUGAUCAGAUAUCUCCAAACUCUAAGUUUGUUUGGUCCAAGAACUAUGAACCAAUUGAGGAUGACUCUCGACUGAACAUUGAUACCAAAGGCGGAAAGUCAAAAGCUACCUUUAAGGAUCUUGGAGAAGAUGAUUUGGGAAUUUACUCUUGUAUUGUCACAGACACUGAUGGGGUUUCAUCAAGCCACACAAUUGAUGAGGAAGAAAUGAAACGCCUACUUGCUCUGAGCCACGAACGCAAAUUCCCAACUGUCCCACUUGCCUCUGAGUUGGCAGUGGAAAUUUUGGAAAAAGGAGAAGUGAGAUUCUGGUUGCAAGCUGAAAAACUGUCUGGCAAUGCAAAAGCCAACUUUGUGUUUAAUGAUAAAGAGAUUUUCAAUGGAGAGAAAUAUAAAAUGAAGGUGGACCAGAAGACCGGCCUUGUUGAAAUGAUUAUGGAUAAACUUGAGGACAAAGAUGAAGGGACUUACACUUUCCAACUGCAGGAUGGAAAAGCAACCAAUCAAUCCAGCCUUGUCCUCAUUGGUGAUGUAUUCAAGAAGCUGCAGGAUGAAGCAGACUUCCAGAGAAAAGAAUGGCACAGGAAACAAGGCCCUCAUUUUGUGGAUAAACUGGGAUGGGAAGUUACUGAUGAGUGUAACGUGAUGUUGAAAUGUAAGGUGGCUAAUAUUAAGAAGGAAACACACAUUGUAUGGUACAAAGACGACAGGCAGAUAAUGGUAGAUGAAGAACAUGACUUUAAAGAUGGUGUGUGUACUCUGCUGAUAUCCGAGUUUUCUAAGAAAGAUGCUGGCACUUAUGAAGUCAUACUGAAGGAUGACAGAGGAAAGGACUCCAGUGAGCUAAAGCUUAAUGACACAGCUUUCGCAGAUCUGAUGAAUGAAGUAUGCAGAAAGAUUGCUUUAUCUGCAACAGACCUGAAAAUCCAGAGCACAGCUGAGGGUAUCAGACUGUACUCCUAUGUUAAUUAUUACGUUGAAGAUCUGAGAGUAGGUUGGGUGCACAACGAUACUCAGAUUAGGUUUACAGACCGAGUGAAGACUGGUGUCACUGGGGAGCAGAUCUGGUUGCAGAUCAAUGAGCCAACUCCACAGGACAAAGGAAAAUAUAUAAUGGAACUCUUUGAUGGUAAAACAGCACACAAAAAGACAGUAGAUCUUUCUGGACAAGCAUUCGAUGAAGCCUUUGCUGAGUUCCAAAGAUUAAAACAAGCUGCGAUUGCAGAGAAAAAUCGUGCACGGGUACUUGGAGGUUUGCCCGAUGUUGUCACCAUCCAGGAGGGCAAGGCGCUUAAUCUUUCUUGCACUGUCUGGGGAGAUCCUACUCCAGAGGUCUCAUGGCUGAAGAAUGAAAAAUCAUUUGUAUCAGAUGCUAAUUGCAUCCUGAAAUACGAAUCUGGGAAAAAAGUCAGCUUUACCAUUUCUACUGUGUCCACACUCGACUCUGGGAAAUACAGCCUUGUAGUGAAGAACAAGUAUGGCACAGAGACCAGCGAUGUCACUGUAAUCGUGAUUUCUGUGUCAGGACAGACUGACACAGUCCAAGGACACAAUCAAAAUAAUCUAACUGUAUCUAAAAAGAAAAAAACAAUGACAGCAAGCAAACGGAAUGAUGCGGAAAAGAAAGAUUUUAUUAAGCCACAAGUAGAAGAAAUUAUUGCUACAGAAGAAACACCUGAUCCAAAUGAAUUCCCCCCUGUGGAAACAGAAAAGGAUACAAAAAGCAACCAGCUAGCAGCAAAGAAGACUGAUGGAAAGGCAACAGUGGCCGAAAUGGUUUCUCAGCCCACAGAAAGCAUGGACAGGCAGGGAAAGAAACCACUGGAGAAAAAGCCUUGAGUAAACCCUGCUGUUCUUGAAUGAAGAAUGUGAUAUUGUAAUAAUCUGGAUAAUAAUUUUAAGCCAAGAUUUCACAAGUAGUAGACUAGCCAUGAUAUUUUAACACAGAAGUUUAUUGGUGCUUUUCUUUUAUAUAACAUUUGUAAUACUUCACAACUUUACAUACAUAGUAGACAGGCACUUUUGUCUCCAUACCAUAUCAGUUCCACUGUAGUCACUUCCAAGUAUCUUAAUAAUGAUCCAUGUACUGACACGGUGAUUUUAAUUACUAUAAAAUGUCCAUGAUAAGCAGAAGAGGUUAGAGCAAAUCUUGUCCAGAACUGACAUACUUACUGCUCUGUUAAUUGGUAUCUGUAGGCCAUCACAGCAUGAGGCACGCGCCACUCACUUUCUCAAGAAAACCAUGCAUACAGUUCUCUUAAUGACAUGUGGGCUGUACUUUGCACCAUGAGCAGUUUAGCCGCAGGGGAAGAUCUCCUGAAACACAACUAUCUCCUAUGGAUGCAGGAGGGCAUAAGUAGGUUUUCUUUUGAACCAAGUUUCUUUUGUGUAUACCUGUUUCAUCAGGUGGAUCAGGAUGACAUUUGGCCAUUUCUCAUUACUGAGACUCACGUGACUGCUUGUCAGUUCUCUCCGCUACACUAAUCCCCUUCUGGCCUUCCUGAGGUACUAUGUACAUAGUAUUAACCCAAAGCAUCAACUGCCCCAUACGCUCAUUUCUCUCCACCCUUUUUGCUACAGCAAUCAUAUAUCUGCUGGCAAGACUUGUUAAACACACUGUCCUCCUUCCACUCAGUGACUCAGCCCAAUGCUUUCCCUUCUUCUCCUCACUCAGACCAGACCCACUGGUUUCCUAGAAGAAAGUACAGCUUCACAGUUAGUGUGAGGAAUAAACAUAAGCCACGAAUCUCUGCUUUAAAUCAUUACUGUGCCCAUUCACAUUUAUUACUGUGUUUAUUCCCAUGUUUAUGUACUGAGGAUAUAAGAAAAGAUGACUCAUUUGUGGAUGCUUAAGAUACCUUAGAAGAAGCAGAGUUCAAACUGAAAAACAAACCAAUAAAAACAAAGAUCAGAAUUUAUUUUGCUAAUAUGCAAGGUAAGUUCAACUUUUAAGUGACCAAAAGUUAUUAAACUAAAUAAAUUAAGAUAUUUUAAUUACUAAACAUUUUUAUUGAUUUCAACUCUUAUAAGGUUCAUAUUCUAUUGGCUUUUUCCAGAUGGAUUAUUGAUGAAAGAUUAAUGAUCUCAACUGAUAUUUCUAGGGUGUUAGGUCCCAGACAAAUGUAGAAAUACUGAAAACACAAGAAAUAUGUUUCUUCUUAGAAACUGAUAUUUAUAGAAUUGUUAGCAUGAGAAAAGAAAGAAUCUUAAUAGCAUGUAAACAUGUUAACACCUGAGACAUUGGUGCUUCUGAUGGAAAGAAAUUAAUUUCCUUCCAGUAGAAUUCCAACGGGGUUCUAUUAAACUCUCUUAAAAAGCAACAGAAAGAUUCCUGAUGGAUGAAAUACUAGUUAGAAAGCUUAGAUGGAGGUAGUUAAAAUAAUAACAUUCUGUAAACAAGGUAAAGGAUUUAAAUAAUUUGGAGGGUCCAUUCUGAGUGACAGAAAGAUGUUGCAUGCAACAGAGAAAAAAACUAUGCAAAUGAAAAUAUUGACCGAUACAUAAAAAAGUGGUGAGAGAAACUUAAAAUACAGACAGAACUACAGCUAAAAUCAUCCUACUGGACUUAGGUACUGUUUGACACAGAGCUUCAUUCAGUUCUACAUCUAGGUAUUAUAGUUUAAAUGAGUAGAAAACUGGAGGCCCAGCAGUGAAUGCUGUAAGCAUAGGUCCCAUACAGAAAAGCAGUAAGGAGCACUUUCAUGGUAGGAGACUUUUGAAAUGAGAACCUUAAUACCUGUAGUUUUUCAGGCAACUAUUAUAUUAAACGGUAAAUAUCUAUAGAUGUGUGAUUAUAUCACUCUGCCAGAGAGUUAGAGUCUGGCCUUUCAAAACCUUACAAAGCUGCAGGAUGUUUCACACAACUCUCAGCUGCUCUUUGCCAUGGCAGUUGUUUCAACCUGCCUUAUCUCUCUAAAAAUCCAUCACUUCUUACAGCUCCUUCGGGUUGGGAAUCUAUCUCCCACAAAUAUCAGCGGCAGUGUGUAAGUUAUAUAUAGAACAGAUUGUACCACUGAGAGCCUGAUCCAAUUCCUGCAAAAUGCCACAGGGGUCUUUUCGUUAGUUUUAAUAGAAAACAAGCUGGAUCUCAGAAGCAUGUUCUAAAAAUGCCCCAAAUCUCAGAUUACAAAGCUCAUUUUACUCACCGUGAAGCCAAUGGCAGCUCUCUUUUCUGUUAUUGCAGCAGAAUCAGGUCUUAGCCUUUUGCUGAAAGAAAAAUCAGUCUUUUCCUGGCACUUCAAUUAAAACCUAUGGGAAAUACUUCUGAAAAUUUAAACAAAAACGUACUAGGGGUUUUUGUUGUUAAAUUUGUAUGGUUCCACAAAAAGCUGGAAAAGCAAUUACAUCAGUAUUGUUUGACUGGAAACUAUUUGCCAUCCAGAAACACAGUGUUAUCUGUGUUGAAGGAAAUACACAAAUAAAAGAUAUCAAAGAUUAAAAAUAAAACUUUUUUUAAAUUUUGAUUAUUUAAUCUGUAGUUGUUCACAAAUGUAUAACAAAAUGGUGAAAAUUAUUAAUAAUAGAAUUGUUGAGUGUAUUAAAGUUUAUUAUGUCACCAUGGUUGAAUAAUUUUUGUAUUGCAAUCUAAAUGUAUUAUUUAUAUUCUCUUCUCCAUGAUAACUAUUACCAAUUGUUUCAGUCUCUGUCCAUUACAUAAUUAUAGAAUGCAAAUUAUUUCUGAAGCAACAGAAUCUCCUAUCAAACACACGGAAGCAUUUGAUUGCAUUUAAAAUCAAACACUGGCUGCAAUAUUUACCUGAAGUGCCACUUCUGGAUAUCUUCUUUCUCACCUACAUAUUCCAUUCCAACACAUACACAUAUUUGAAUUUGUAACACCAUUAUAAAUUCAUAUUCUUCUGUUACAACUUUAUUUAACAGUGUGGUAAAGUGUUGCAUUAAGAUAUAUUGCCUAAUCACCUCCCAAAUUUACAAAGGGUGAUUUUGAAGAUGAAAAAAUGUGUGAAAAAUAGGCCUUGCCUUCUACUGUGGUAAAGGCAUUGUGAUUCCAGGUGUCCCCAAGUUCCCAAGGUGUCCCCAAAUCCAAGUGCUUGUUUCGUUAGCCAGUUAUUGAGGAAGAUCUAUCUGUGAUUUGAGACUAACAAACCAUAAUUGGGUAAUUCAUGAAGCCAUAAUCUUUGAAGCAGCUAGUCACAAAAUGAGAUCAUCUUUAAAGCAGGGUAGGGUGGACCUCUGCUCUGUACCCUUGAACAGUAACAGUAAAGCAAACGAAUGAACCGUAUUUUAUCUAAGCUGCGCUUACACUGGCCAGACAUCUGAAACAAAUCUUUCCACACAAGUCUUCUCGUGUUGUUAAAAGGAUAGUAUGUUUUAAGAACAGAAGUAAAAUGUUGUUGAGAGAAAAGAGUAACAAAAGCUGUAAAGAGAAAAAAGUUAGAGAAACUGCUCUGUCCCACAAGGGCUUCUGGAGUUGAAGGUACCGUGAGAGAGACAGUGAGAGGAUGAGACCAGUGGCAAGGAGAGGAAAGAAGGCACCAGAUUUGGCUUAAAACUUCUGCUGACUUUUCCUUUUAUGUCACUUCCCAUUUCAUUAUGUGAGAAGUCUUUCCUGUAAUCUUUCUACUUCUGCAUUUUCAAAUGCAACACCUUUCCUUCUCUCUUUCCUCACCCCGCAUCUUCUAUCACCCCUCCUAUCUGAUAUUGGCAUUUUCAUUUACUGUUUCGCCACUCCCUCACAGGAGCAGAAUAAAACCUCCUACUUACUUAGGCUGUGAUUUUGGCAAGGAUAAGGAACCUCUUAACAGUAAGCCUGGAACCCAAUCACAUCUAUUAUCAGAAGGUGGUUUGUGAAACAUGCUAAUGCUUGACAAAGAAUGGAGAAAUAUUGCUCACAUGAAAC
This is a messenger RNA of Cuculus canorus (common cuckoo), 9574 nucleotides long. RefSeq names its product myomesin 1 (gene MYOM1). The transcript is spliced from 40 exons. Gene Ontology annotation, molecular function: protein binding. The record is from RefSeq and is a predicted model, not a curated record. Bases 199 to 5556 code for a protein of 1785 amino acids. NCBI's taxonomy places the organism in Eukaryota, Metazoa, Chordata, Aves, Cuculiformes, Cuculidae.